Anguilla anguilla (European eel) is the source of this 3382-nucleotide messenger RNA. RefSeq names its product parvin, alpha b (gene parvab). NCBI's taxonomy places the organism in Eukaryota, Metazoa, Chordata, Actinopteri, Anguilliformes, Anguillidae. The coding region runs from base 213 to 1331 and encodes 372 amino acids. The record is from RefSeq and is a predicted model, not a curated record. The transcript has 13 exons. Gene Ontology annotation, cellular component: cytoplasm; focal adhesion; actin cytoskeleton. Gene Ontology annotation, molecular function: actin binding. Gene Ontology annotation, biological process: substrate adhesion-dependent cell spreading; establishment or maintenance of cell polarity; actin cytoskeleton organization.
UAUUACCAUAUUUUGUCUCCGAAAACAGGGGAGGGCGCAUGGGACAGGAAAGCAAUAACUGGGAAUGCUUACAUUAGGAGGCUGGGCAAAUACUUGGAAUUCCGCUUCCGUUCAGAGGGAGUAAACUUUCAGUAGAUAGCAUUCCGACCUGAAGGUCUGAGAUAUUAUUACUGUUUUGAUUUAGCGAAGCGUCGUAGCCUGUAAUCUUAUCGAUGGCUUCUUCGCCGCAGAAAUCUCCUUCUUCUCCAAAAUCACCGACUCCAAAAUCUCCACAAUCAAGAAAGAAAGAUGACUCAUUUCUGGGAAAACUUGGAGGAACUUUGGCAAGAAGGAAAAAGGCAAAGGAAGUGUCUGAGCUUCAGGAGGAGGGGAUGAACGCCAUCAACCUGCCCCUCAGCCCCAUUCCCUUUGAGAUCGACCCUGAGGACACCAUGCUAGAGGAAAAUGAAGUCCGCACCAUGGUUGACCCCAACUCCAGAAAUGACCCCAAACUGCAGGAGCUGCUGAAGGUGCUCAUAGACUGGAUCAACGAUGUGCUGGUUGGGGAGAGGAUCAUUGUCAAGGACCUGGCGGAAGAUCUCUACGACGGGCAGGUUCUCCAGAAGCUCUUUGAAAAGCUGGAGGGGGAGAAGCUGAACGUUGCCGAGGUAACGCAGUCGGAGAUCGCCCAGAAGCAGAAGCUCCAGACGGUGCUGGAGAAGAUCAAUGAAACCCUGCGCGUCUCGCCCAGGAACGUAAAAUGGAACGUGGACUCGGUCCAUGCUAAGAGUAUGGUUGCCAUUCUUCACCUGCUGGUGGCUGUGUCCCAGCACUUUCGGGCCCCCAUCAGACUCCCAGAUCACGUGUCCAUUCAGGUUGUGGUGGUCCAGAAGCGUGAGGGAAUUCUGCAGUCCCGGCAGGUCCAAGAGGAGAUCACCGGAAACACUGAGGCUUUCUCAGGAAGACAUGAGCGGGAUGCCUUUGACACCUUGUUUGACCACGCACCCGACAAGCUCAACGUUGUGAAGAAGACGCUGAUCACCUUCGUGAACAAGCACUUAAACAAGCUGAAUCUUGAGGUGUCUGAACUGGACACACAGUUUGCAGAUGGGGUGUAUCUGGUGCUGCUGAUGGGACUGCUGGAAGGGUACUUUGUGCCCCUCUACAACUUCUUCCUCACCCCUGAAAACUUUGAGCAAAAGGUGCACAAUGUGUCCUUCUCCUUUGAGCUGAUGCAGGACGGGGGACUGGAGAAACCCAAACCCAGGCCUGAGGAUAUUGUGAACUGCGACCUGAAGUCAACACUGAGGGUGCUCUACAACCUUUUUACCAAAUACAGGAAUGUGGAUUAAAAGGAUGUGAUGGAUGCCUUUGUUUCCAGGACAACGGGGCCUGUCACUCUGUUGCUCCCGACCUCACAUCCUGAUUGGCUGGCAGACAGACGCUGGGCUGCAGGAGUGGGGCACAGUUACUAUGCAUCUUUCUAGACCUCCUGUCGCCAUUUGCCAUUUGGCACAAUAUCCAAACAUCAUUAUCUUCUGAUUGUUACCCAGUCGGGAAUUUUCUCAUUUCCAAAAAAAAAACAAAAAACUUUUUAAAGGAUAGUUUUAAUUAUAAAAAUCAAAACUACCCUCCCUCCCCCCCCCCCCAAAAAAAAGCAGGUAGCGGGAGAGGCGGGUGUGUCUGGUCAGAAUUUGUCAGCAGCAGGUUUGCAUUAUAGCAGUGCUUUUUUUUUUGCAUUCGCACUGAAAUACAUCCCUCCAUCCAUGAAAAAUCCUACUGACAUGUAUUUGUAUUAAAAACACUGGCUGGCUUAGCUGGUCAAGUGUUCUGUUUAGACUCAGCCACCUCUCACACCUGCCAUUUGUAAGAUUCAGAUUUAUAGUUCAAGAAGGUACUUUUAUAUCAAAAUCAUGUAUUUUAAAGAAUAUAUAUUACUUCUGUAUCACAAUCAGAGGAAUACAUUAUUGACCCUUGUGGGGGAAACCUGUUGGAACACCUAAUAUUGAAUUAUUGAAAGUAUCUACAUACACAAGUUUUACGUUUCAUUAGGUUAAAAACAGAGACGCAUUUAUUGAUUGAAAUAUUCCAAAAAGGGUACAGUUAGGCUUUUGCUUAUAGCCGAUUACUAGGCAGCUGUGAAACUAAAUUUCUAUUAACUGCAUUACACAGUUGUACUAUUCUUUGUUUUUACAGACUUGGUCACAGAUAGCUUUUAAGCGGUCUUCUGUCAUUAAAGGUUUUUCCCGUUGGCUGAAUGACACACAUUGCACCACAACAAAAGCAUCCAUUCCAGGCAUAAAACCUGACAUUAGACAAAAGAAAAAUCUAAAUGGCAAGCAGCUCUGUGAUUAUUAAAUAUUAAAAAGUCUUCUGUAAUUAAUGGUGCCAUCAUUAACUGAUUAAAGUAUGACAGAAAAACUGGUAUAGCAGACCGAUUUCCCUGUCAACUCUCAAUAUGACUUUACCCUUGUGAGGUGAGGCUUGUUUUGCAGAAAUGAUGUAUCACUAGGCAGUACCAGUGUGAUAUCAGGUGUAAUAAUCAGAUUACAGCUUUGCAGAUAUUUUUUGCUGUUAAGUAUUCACUGCUAUUGUGUGCACUCUUAUUUUGUCACAAUGUGUUCUCCGGGUUAUUUUGUCUACUGUAUGUAAGAGGAAAUGUCAAGCAAAAGUAUCCGUACCAUUUGCUUUUUGGAUUACAAAGUGUGUCGCACGAGUGUCAACGAGGCUGUCUGUAUUUCUCUGCCUUUUUUUUGUUUUUGUUUUGUUUUUCUAUUCAUAUUCUCACCAUGUGUAAAUUUUCAGGGGGGUUUCCUUUAAACUGUCUUGAUUUAUUUGUGAAAAAAACAUUCUGAAGAACACUAAAGGUCACCAAAUACUGAAAUGGUCUUAAAUGCUGAAAUGAGUAUUAAAAGACAGGAGUCUAUUCAUCUGUGUCAUGCAGUGGGUAUAAACCCAGUCAAGUUGUUGAAUUAUGAAAACCACAGUCAUUCCAUUGGCACAUUAUGGAGUGAAUGCUGAUAUUUGAGGUAUGUGCAUUGUUCACCAAGCGUUAAAACACCGAACACUCAAGGAAUGAUAAAGACUAAACAGGCUUUAGUGCAGCAGUGCUUGUAGUACAGCUGACGUUAUAUGUGUUGGUGCUGAUUAGUGUUAGUUUGGAUUGCAGGAUGGGUGAACGCGUAAAAGUCUGAAAUCCUCCGAACCUAGAUUGAGUGAGAAUGUGAAAACCUUCAACAGAACACACUUGUUAAAUAGAUCUGUCUGAUUCAAUGUACGGGUUAAUAAUGUUUUGCAUAACUUUUAUUACACUUGCUUUGACUGAACUGUGCUUUGAUUGUAAUGGUUUUCUCCAUUGCAUCCAACCUCCAUCGCAGGUUGAAUAAAUGAUACACGUACUUUC